This is a messenger RNA of Arabidopsis lyrata subsp. lyrata, 1795 nucleotides long. Its product is annotated as cytochrome P450 86B1. The transcript has a single exon. The coding region runs from base 159 to 1769 and encodes 536 amino acids. Gene Ontology annotation, molecular function: oxidoreductase activity, acting on paired donors, with incorporation or reduction of molecular oxygen; heme binding; monooxygenase activity. Lineage: Eukaryota; Viridiplantae; Streptophyta; Magnoliopsida; Brassicales; Brassicaceae. The record is from RefSeq and is a predicted model, not a curated record.
GUCCAUAAGCAAAAAAGCACCGAACGCAUGAUGAAUCCUCUCUUUGAAUCUUCGAUUUACAUAUCUUUACGAAACAUAAACAUUAAACUUUGAAAUCCAAUCUUCAAUGUUUAUAGACUUACUACAAAAUAGAGUCACUGAGCAACAAAUUACAAAAAAUGUCUGACUUGUCAUUGAUAGAUCGCAUUUCUACUCAUCUUUGUCUUCAAGAUGUAUCUAUUGCGUUGUUAGGUUUAUUCCUUUUUGGUUGCUUGCAAGCCAAGCUAACCAACAAAGGUGGACCAGUGCAAUGGCCUGUGUUUGGGAUCACUCCCGAGUUCUUUCUUCAUGUUCACGAUGUGUUCGGAUGGGUUACACGGUGUUUGACGAAAAGUCGAGGAACGUUUCCUUACCAAGGAAUCUGGUUUAGUGGAUCUUAUGGAGCUAUGACUAGUGUUCCUGCAAACAUUGAAUACAUGCUCAAAACCAAUUUCAAGAACUUCCCUAAAGGAGAGUUUUACAAAGAGAGAUUCCGCGAUUUACUCGAAGAUGGUAUUUUCAAUGCGGAUGAUGAAUCUUGGAAAGAGCAGAGGCGGAUUAUCAUAACUGAGAUGCAUUCGACUCGCUUCGUCGAUCAUUCUUUUCAAACGACGAGAGAUUUGAUACAGAGGAAGCUCUUGAAAGUGAUGGAGAGUUUUUCCAAGUCACAAGAAGCUUUUGAUCUUCAAGAGAUUCUUUUAAGGUUAACGUUUGAUAAUAUCUGCAUCGCGGGUCUUGGAGAUGAUCCGGGGACUUUGGAUGAUGAUCUUCCCCACGUUCCAUUCGCUAAAGCGUUUGAAGAAGCAACAGAAUCUACUCUGUUUCGGUUCAUGAUUCCGCCAUUUGUGUGGAAACCGAUGAAGUUUUUUGAUAUAGGGUAUGAGAAAGGGCUGAGGGAAGCGGUUGAGACGGUUCACAAGUUUAUCGACAAGAUGGUUGUCGAGCGAAUCGCGAUGCUUAAGGAUGAAGGAACAUUAGCGAAUAGCAAAUCCGAUGUCCUCUCGAGACUAAUCCAGAUCGAAAGUCAUAAAAGAGGAGAUGAAAAUGAUAGAUUCACCAUUAAGUUUUUCAGACAGUUCUGUACAAGCUUUAUCUUAGCGGGACGAGACACGAGUUCAGUCGCGCUUACUUGGUUCUUCUGGUUGAUAACAAAACACCCUGAAGUCGAAACCAAGAUCCUCCACGAAAUCAGAGAAAUCUUGAGCCAAAGAGGACAUAACAACAAUAAUCUUGAAACUGGAGAAACAGAGAGGGGUUGUCACUUCACAGUCAAAGAACUAAACGAUAUGGUUUAUCUACAAGCAGCAUUGUCAGAAUCUCUUAGACUCUAUCCACCAAUUCCAAUGGAAAUGAAACAAGCGACCGAGGAAGAUGUGUUUCCUGAUGGAACUUUCUUGAGAAAAGGCUCACGGGUUUACUUCUCAGUCUAUGCAAUGGGAAGGAUGGAAUCAAUUUGGGGAAAAGACUGUGAAAUGUUCAAACCAGAGAGAUGGAUACGAGGAGGGCAAUACGUUAGUGAUGAUCAGUUUAAAUACGUCGUGUUCAAUGCCGGUCCAAGACUUUGUUUAGGGAAAACAUUUGCUUACUUGCAGAUGAAAAUGGUGGCUGCUUCAAUCUUGUUGAAUUACUCAAUCAUGGUUGAUCAAGAUCACGUUAUUGUUCCCCGAGUAACAACUACUUUGUAUAUGAAACAUGGUCUUAAGGUCAGGAUUAUACCGAGAUCUCUAGAGGAGAAGAAGCAAGAUUCAUAAAUAAUAUAGAAGAUAAAACAGCUAAA